AUGGCAGAAGAAAACAGAGCAACCAAGGAUAUGUGUGAAUUUUGUUUUGACACCAUUAUCCAUCAAUUACAACGGUCCAAAGAAUCACUUCCACCAUAUCCCUGCAAUGACCGAUUUCCACUAUUCGUGACAUGGAAAAAGAAGCCUGGUUUGAGAAGUUCAUUUAUAGCAGAAUCAGUCUCUGAAGAGUACCACUUGAGAGGUUGCAUUGGAACAUUCUCUCCAUUAGCUCUUUCGGAUGGGUUGAAACAAUAUGCAAUCAUUGCAGCAUUUAAGGAUCAUCGCUUCGAUCCCAUUGUGAUGAGUGAGGUUCCUCAAUUAAAAUGUGCAGUGAGUUUGCUGGUCAACUUUGAAGAGGUGGACGUUGGUAAUGUGUACGAUUGGGAAGUUGGAACCCAUGGAAUUCGUAUUAAAUUUGAAGUGAACGGUCGAGAAUACGGAGGCACAUAUUUACCAGAGGUUGCAAAAGAGCAAGAAUGGACCAAAGAAGAGACUGUAUCUUCACUCGUACGAAAGGCAGGAUUUAAAGGAAAGGUGACGCACUCCUUGUUGGAGAGUAUUGAAUUAGAACGUUAUCAAUCCAGUAAGGUCGACAUGACCUAUGAGGAAUAUGUGGAAUGCAAAAACAACACCAACGGCAAGGUUGGUACCGCUAGACAGUUCUCCACUAGUAAGAGUUUGGGGAGUAUGGAUGAAAGCGACGAAAGUGAUGAUGAAUAUUGA
Messenger RNA from Naegleria lovaniensis, 723 nucleotides. RefSeq lists its product as uncharacterized. The record is from RefSeq and is a predicted model, not a curated record. The transcript has a single exon. Bases 1 to 723 code for a protein of 240 amino acids. Lineage: Eukaryota; Heterolobosea; Eutetramitea; Acrasida; Naegleriidae.